AUGGAUAGUUAUUAUAUUUUCCAAAAUGUGAAAAAAUCUCCAAAUUCUUAUAAUGAAAAAUAUGACAAAAUUAAAAAUAUUAACGAUGUUAAUACUCUAGAAAAUAUAAAUAUAGGGGAGACAUGUAUUAACCCAAAAUAUAAUUAUUUACCUGAAUUGGAUAUAUUUGAUAAUAGUAAUACUCAAAAAAAACAUUCAACACACUUUCUUAAUAAUAUAAAAAAUAAAAAUAAAUUGACAAAGGAAUCAAACCAAUUUACACAUUGUUCAUAUAAUACAAAUUCUUCUAUCACAUAUGACACUAAUUUGUAUGGUAACAAUUUUAUUCUAAAUAAUCGUUGUUCCUAUAUAAAAGCAAAAUAUUUCAAAGGAAAUAAUUAUAAUAUUAAUAACAUUGCAGAAGAAAAACAAGAAAAAAAAGCAAAUACAAUUAUGCUUAAUUUAGACAAAUUUAAUAAUAAACAUAAAAUAAAAAACGAUAAUGAUACUAAACAAAUAGACACAUGUAUCAUGAUAAAAAAAAAUUAUACAAGUAAUUCUUUAAAAAUAAAUAAAGAUAUGAAAAGUGAGGUUUUAGAAAAAUGUACUAGUUACACACAGCCUAAUAUUUUAUCUAACUGUAAAUUUGAUAAUAAAAGUGAUAUUAUUAAAAUGGAUAAAUAUAAAAAUAAUUUGAUAAAUGUAUAUGAUAAUGAAAAUAGUGAAUCUAACUUUGAAACUAACAAAUUUUAUGAUGAUGAAAUGCAAAGUUUGGAAGAAAAUAGUAAUUGUCUAUCAGUUUGUUUACUAAAAGAUAAUGAAGAAAUAAACGAAGAGGAAAACAUAUAUUUAAGAAAUAGUAUGUCUCGAUUAAUAAAAAAAUAUGUUUUAAUAAAUACAAAAAAAGAGUUAUCAAGUUAUGAAAUAGAAAAUAAUAUAUUUAUAAAAUUUAUUAUGUCUGAAAUAAAUAUAAACAUAAAGGUGUAUAAACUAUUUAUAAUUUUGAUAGUAUUCAUAUUAUUAUCAUUAUCUAAAAAUAUCCAAAGCUAUGCAGUUGUUACUAGGAAAUGCUAUAAUAUAUAUGAAAGUCCAUUUAAAUCUACAAAAAGAUUAUUAAAAUAUAUGAUUAUUGUUUUAAAAAUUUUAUAUAAAUGUAUUUUACCAAUUUUUUCAUAUAUAUUAUCAUAUAUAUUUGGUGCUAUUAUAAAAAUAUUUAUUAUUUUAAAUAUUCCUAUAUGUAUUUUCAUAUUAUAUUGGAAAUUUAUUCUAAAAAAUGAAGGAUCAAAUAUAAAAUUUUAUUUUCAAAUAUGUUUUAAAAUAUAUAUGUAUAUUAUUAUGCAGGUUGCACACAUUUUUAAAAAUUAUACACAAACAAAAUUAUUGACUGAUUUAUUGUCCUUAUCAUACAAAAUUUAUCAGCUUAUUUUUAUUUACAUUUGUAGAUUUUUUAUAAAAUUUUAUAAUGACAUCCUUUAG
Plasmodium berghei ANKA is the source of this 1455-nucleotide messenger RNA. RefSeq names its product conserved Plasmodium protein, unknown function. The transcript has a single exon. Bases 1 to 1455 code for a protein of 484 amino acids. Lineage: Eukaryota; Apicomplexa; Aconoidasida; Haemosporida; Plasmodiidae. The record is from RefSeq and is a predicted model, not a curated record.